UGCAAAGAAUAUUGAAUCGACGUUUCAGUGCUGGCUGUAAGCAGAAGAAUUCUCUGAGCAUAGAUUACAAUUGCUUACAAACACUAGUAGCGCGGUGGUAAUGUGUGACAGUUGGCAGUGAGUGAAGAAAAAGCGUCAUGUACGUCUCGUACAGAUAUUUAGUUGAAUAAACGUGUUCGCGCUGGUCGUGGCCAUACUCAAUGGUGGAGUUUGCAGGCAUCGAAGAGGACGUAGCCAAAAUGGAAUCUUCGAACAAACAGACGGAGCAGAAGGUCACCCCUUGGACAGUCGAAACUCAUUCAAACACCGGAAUCGACUACGAUAAACUUAUCAUCCAAUUUGGUUCGCAAAAGAUCUCGCCUGACCUGAUCGAACGCCUCGAAAAACUUACCUCUAAGAAAGCUCAUCACUUCUUGAGACGUGGCAUCUUCUUUUCGCAUAGGGAAUUCAGCGAGAUCCUCACGAGAUAUGAACAGAAGAAGCCAUUCUACCUGUACACAGGGAGAGGACCCAGCAGCGAGGCUCUUCAUAUCGGGCAUCUUAUUCCAUUUAUCUUUACCAAGUGGCUUCAAGAGGUGUUCGAGGUGCCCCUUGUAAUUCAACUUACAGAUGAUGAGAAGUUCUACUGGAAGGAUCUGACAGUUGAACAGACCACACAGAUGGCCAAAGAAAACAUGAAGGACAUUAUCGCCUGCGGAUUUGAUCCGGACAAGACAUUUAUCUUUACAGACUUUGAAUUCAUGGGACCACCGUUUUACCGGAACGUAGCGCGAAUUAGAAAUUGCGUAAACUACAAUCAGGUGCGAUCCAUCUUUGGUUUUACCGAUUCGGAUUCGAUCGGAAAGAUCUCGUUUCCUGCUAUCCAGGCUGCUCCAGCUCUGUCAACGUCGUUUCCAUUUAUUUUCGGCGAUAACAAAGACGUGCACUGUCUCAUUCCGUGUGGUAUCGAUCAGGACCCGUACUUCCGGAUGACACGUGAUGUAGCGCCACGGUUAGGCCAUCCUAAGCCAGCGUUGCUUCAUUCGGUCUUCUUCCCGGCACUACAGGGCGCUCAGACAAAGAUGUCCGCUUCUAAUCCGAACUCGUCAAUAUUCCUUACUGACACUGAAAAGCAGAUUAAGAAUAAGGUUAAUAAGUACGCGUUUUCGGGCGGCGGGGAUACAAUUGAAGCGCAUCGCGAAAAAGGAGGUAACUGCGACGUUGAUAUAAGUUUCCAAUAUUUGCGCUUUUUCCUUGAGGAUGACGACCGGUUGGAACAAAUCCGUAAAGAUUAUACCUCGGGCGAACUAUUGACGGGCUACCUUAAAAAGGAACUCAUAAAUGUACUUCAAAAGAUGAUCAAAGAUCACCAAACAGCUCGGGCCGCUGUCACUGACGAGGUGAUUAGAAAAUUCACCACCAGGCGUCCCUUAAAAUUUACAAAUUGAAGCUGUUUUUGAGCCAUCCUGUCGUUGUCUGUAUCUACGGUGCGAUUCAUAGCUCGUGCAACUAAUUCGUUCCUUUGACACACAACAUGAUACAUAGGCAUUGACUUCGAUACAGUAUGUCCUAUUUCAUUGUUUGCCCUAUCUCAAUAUAGCGCACCAUUUAUUUGAAACGAUCUUAAAUGUUGUCAUUACUAGCAUUAGUUAACUUACGAACAGUAAUUUUUAGGCCUUGACAAAGUAUUUUUGUUAAUAUGCUUGAAUCUGACGCUUACCUAUGCGCUCUGAGCGAAACUUAGAGAUCAGGUCGUCAUAAUGGGUCGGCAUAAAAUAUGACUGAAUGAUCGCUUUACUGGAUCAUGUCAGAGGACGUAGAAUUACGACUAAUCACGGUCACUACCUAAGAGCAGCACUAUAAAAUGAUGGCUCCAAAGCAUACGAUGAAACGAAUCGCAGGCUGUUUCAGAAAAAAAUUGCAUACUAAGCUAAGUUCCCGAUGCGAUUAACAUGAAUUAAUUUUAUGAGUAGUGCAUACUUGCUCUUACUGGUUAAACUAUGCUACCACAGCGAUGGACAGCGUCGUCUGUUUCGAAAGUGAUAGGAAAUUUGACUACCUGAUUCAGUGGUACUUCCCUGCCAUGUAUACAACAGGCGACAAUUCGUAGAUUAAGCCAUUAGAUCUCUUUAAUGUUUUUUGCACUAACUGAGAUAAAAAAAAAAAAUAGAGGAAUAAGGCUGCGAGUUUCGGUUUCCCAAGAUACCAGAUGAAAUAUUCUUGGACAAAUCAAAUUUUCUUAUGAAGCUUACAAAGAGCUAAAUACAGUAGAGUACGAGUGCAACUCCACAAGAUGUAUGAAUAAGCAUCGGCUUUUAUUUAUAGCAGAGAUAGGUAAAAUAUAUAAAUGCCGUGUCGAUAUAGAGCUGGAUACAUUUCUGGUCUUAAGAUAAAGAAGUAUUACUACAAAUUGGAUUUUACAAGUAUAUUACCAAAUAUAAUAUAACCAUUAUAGAAUACUGUCCUUAUUUUAUAGCGGCUAUAUUAUUCUUAUUUGAUAAGUAGUUGAAUUGCUGGAUUUUGUUGUGUCAUGUUCUGAGAAGAUUGUAGAGUACUUCAAUCUGUAAUGUAAAGUAAUCCGAGGAUAUGAAAAAAACAUACAUAUGUAAAUUUUUAAUAUAGUUCAUUGAACGAAUCAUAGAAAAGAAGCUUGCGAGCAUUUACUAUAAUGCAAUUAUGGCCUAACGGUUAAACAGUUGUUAAUCUAGCUCACAUGAAAACUGUCACGAGCGAUUCAUGCUUCCGCCGUGUAAGUAAUAAGCGCAUUAUUCUAACCGAAUUAAAGUUAGCUACUUUUCUACAUAGUGGCAAUUGUUGCUAACGUGUUCUGAGAAUAGAAUCAGCACAUAAGUCAGUUUAAUCUAGAAUGAUUUUUCAUGUUUGAAACGCUUGCACAUUAUAGUACUCAGAUACGUUUACCAUCAAGUUUUUCUGCCGAUGUCUGCGUGUACCCUUUACUUGAGGC
Messenger RNA from Varroa destructor (honeybee mite), 2944 nucleotides. It is a transcript of the gene TrpRS, whose product is annotated as Tryptophanyl-tRNA synthetase. Gene Ontology annotation, molecular function: tryptophan-tRNA ligase activity; ATP binding. Gene Ontology annotation, cellular component: cytoplasm. NCBI's taxonomy places the organism in Eukaryota, Metazoa, Arthropoda, Arachnida, Mesostigmata, Varroidae. Gene Ontology annotation, biological process: tryptophanyl-tRNA aminoacylation. The record is from RefSeq and is a predicted model, not a curated record.